Hylaeus anthracinus is the source of this 956-nucleotide messenger RNA. It is a transcript of the gene Scp1, whose product is annotated as sarcoplasmic calcium-binding protein, alpha chain. Gene Ontology annotation, molecular function: calcium ion binding. The record is from RefSeq and is a predicted model, not a curated record. The transcript is spliced from 5 exons. NCBI's taxonomy places the organism in Eukaryota, Metazoa, Arthropoda, Insecta, Hymenoptera, Colletidae. The coding region runs from base 241 to 822 and encodes 193 amino acids.
GGAGACUCGACUCGAGUUCAGUGCGAAACCACCAUCCUCGCGAGCCACUUUCUCCGUCUCGUUUAUCGAACGCGAUCCGCUCGUCUUUCCUCACGCUGAUUCGAGAAACGGUACUUCGGUCAUCUUUCAGUCGCGGUCCAUUUCAUCUACCGACGAAGGGAUAAAAAUACAAAGACAGAGGGGAGCAGCGUUACGAAAGGAGAAGGCAAGACUGGGAAGGCUGGCGUUGAUGCAAAGAGGAUGGCGUACAGCUGGAACAAUCGUGUCGAUUUCAUUGUAAGGUUUCUCUACGACACGGACAACAAUGGCAUGGUGGAGAGGCACGAUUUCGAGUGCAUGGCGUUGAAAAUGACCCUGAUCGAGGGAAAGGGGGAGUUUAGCUACAGUCGAUACCAAGAGAAUCUGCACAUCAUGCUUUCCUUGUGGGACGAAAUCGCGGAACUCGCAGAUUUUAAUAAGGACGGUAUUGUAACUAUUGAGGAAUUCAAGGACGCGGUACAAAGAAGCUGCGUCGGAAGAGAGUAUCGAGACUUCCCGCAGGCGAUGAAGAUGUUUAUCGAUAGCCACUUUAAGCUGGUCGAUUUAAACGACGACGGAGUGAUUGCUGCCGAUGAAUUUCGCUACAAUUGCGUGACGAGGAUUCCCGUAGACAACAUACACAUUCUGGACGAAGCCUAUCAAAGCCUCCUAAAUGAUGACGACAGGAGACGCGGUGGAUUGACUUUGUCACGCUACCAGGAAUUAUACGCCCAAUUCCUCGGUAAUCCGGACGAGAAUUGCCAGGCGGUUCACUUGUUCGGACCUCUCCAUGCAAUGGAUUGAUCAAAGAUCGUUUCGAGAACAGCAGUUCUCGCGUGCAUGUACAAAAGACAACUCUAACUCUGUUUAAUAAUAAUUGUUAUUUAAUUUCUGUAAGAAGACGAUGCAAUAAAUCGCAUAUUUUAUCGUAAACUCAA